Ilyonectria robusta is the source of this 1359-nucleotide messenger RNA. RefSeq lists its product as uncharacterized. NCBI's taxonomy places the organism in Eukaryota, Fungi, Ascomycota, Sordariomycetes, Hypocreales, Nectriaceae. The transcript is spliced from 4 exons. Gene Ontology annotation, biological process: regulation of DNA-templated transcription. Gene Ontology annotation, molecular function: zinc ion binding; DNA-binding transcription factor activity, RNA polymerase II-specific. The coding region runs from base 1 to 1359 and encodes 452 amino acids. The record is from RefSeq and is a predicted model, not a curated record.
AUGGUGGGUGUGAAGGGAAAAUAUAAGGGAUGUGAAACCUGCCGACGAAGAAGAGUCAAGUGCAGCAACGAGCGACCGUUCUGCCAAAAAUGCAUCGCCAGCGGAAGAGAGUGUGAGGGCUAUGAAAGGGAGAGGGUGUUCAUCACCGGGACACCCGAGAACAUGGGCAGGGUGGCCUCGCAUCCCAAAAAGGGACCUUCGUCCAGCAAGCCAAAGACCCCUGCCGGCGAGGACAGCCCCAGGCCCGAUCUGGCCCCGCUGCUACCCUUGACUUCGGCAUGGGAUGAUCACACCCUCGUCUCAAGCCAGGGAAUCGAGUAUUCCGUUCUCGUCUCAGCGCUGCAGACCAAGCUUCCGAAUGUUGUGCGAGAUUAUUCCGAGCAGGACGAGUCAGAGGGGUUUCACAUCUCGUUUCCCCCAUAUGCCCCGUCCGAGUUGCAGCCGACAUUGAUCGAUCAAGACUUGCGUCAUGAUUUGCUUGCCAGCUCGGGAGAAGCUGGCACGUACCAGAUGAGACGAUUGGGUCCCGCCCACUUCAGCCAGUUUCCCAAUCACCAUUUCUUUGUUCGGGUAUACCGACCUCUAGCGGCCGGCUUCGCUCUCCUAAGUCGACGAGACACGUUUCUCUCCGCUCCAGAAUGGACGUCUGUCCCCUGGCAGAGGCACCCCAAGUGCUCACUUGACCACCUUUUCGACCUUAUCCUCUUUCUGCCCUCCAUCCUCUCACACACGGAUCAGAUAGUACCCCUGGAGGCAACCCACAACCGCCGCCUCCGGGCCCAGGAUCUUCUUCAAAGCAGCCUCUCGCUUGAGAGGCAGUUCGACUUGUGGCUCCAUGCAGCCAACCAACCCACUCCAGGUCACCCAAUUCCCUUCUGGGCUGAGGAGUUGACCAGCCCGGGGGGCCUCAUCCCGUUUUCCAACUCUUACACUUUCAGAGACAACCAUACUGGUCUCGCCUUCCUAUAUUACUGGAUGACGCAAAUCACAUUUCACCGUUGCAUUGAAUCCCUCCAGCGUAUCAUCUUCCAGCCCGUCAUCGAUGCGUAUCCCGAUAUGUGGCCAGACCUGCCACCAGAUCUCCAGGUUGACGUGACACGGUACCAACAUGGGCGCGAAUUCGCAGCGGAUAUUUGUCGUGGCCUAGACUCGGUGCUUGAUAGCACAGUCCAGCCUGACGUGUUGGUUGCGCCGAUGGCGGCGGCGAUGGAUUUUUACAAGGAGAUCAACACAACCUCACAGGACGGUUUGAUGGAGAUGAUGUGGUUGGAUAAUUUCAGGUCGAGGUUAAUUGAGAAGGGUCAGCAUAUUGCGAAUGUUUUGCAAAGACAGAAAUGGGUUGAAGUUGCAACCUUCUAG